GUUUUGCUGUAGUGUCUGUGUUGAACAUGUUUCUUGAAACGGUGUGCAGCGAUCUUUGUUGCAUGUGUUCUCCUGUUUGAGGUGCGUGUCAGAGGUGUCACCCAAUCAGCAGCCAUGUUUUUAACCCCACUUCAUUUUUUAAAGUCAUUUUGUUUGCGGCCACUUCUGACUGCAAAUAAUAUUUUCCACAUUGUCUGAGAGGUUAAUGUUUGGUAAUGGAUAAAGUUUUUCAGACGUUUUUCUAAAUGUAGGUGUACUGCAAAAUGAUUGACUACCUUAUGGUUGAGAAAAUUACAUGUAUUUUUUUAUAUUAUGUAACCAGUUAGUCUUUUCCAAAAACGUUAAAGUCAUACAACAUAAAAAUAAGACAGGUGAAAACAUUACAGUCAUUGAGAUGUUCCAGUUCAUGUUAGGUCUCUAAAAUGCCAAGGCAGCACUGCACUCUGCUGUAUGAGUCUGUUCAGAGAGUAUUUCUCAAUGAUGACCUUUGAUUUGGAUGUUGCACAAUAUUAACUGUAAAGCUUGUCAGUCACACAACAAUAAAACAUAAAGAUCUGCUGCUGACUGAGCCAGGAGCUGUAUAGACUGUUAAUCUACUGUACAACACCUUUCAAAUCGAUCCUAGCUUCACCUCAGCAAUGAUGCUGCUGAAGCUGGUGACACUGGUUACACUGCUCUGCUCUGUUCCCAGUGCCAAUGGAGGGAAAAUCCUUGUUUUUCCGGUGGAGGGAAGCCAUUGGGUCAACAUGGAUAUCCUCAUCCAAGAGCUCCAUUCCAGAGGUCACAACAUCACAGUGAUCAAGCCCAAAACCAGCUGGUACAUCAAAGAAGGGUCUGAUCACUACCAGUCAAUCACCCUUGACAUUGUUGCUGGAUUUAAUGCAGAUAACAUGAAUUAUUUCAUGACAAGAAUGCUGCAGCUCCGGCGCCAGUACCACAAUUCAACUUUGGCUUAUGUCAAAGCUGGAGAGGAGUUCAUGACAAUGAUGCAACAUGGUCACAAAGCAGUGGUUGAUAAGAUGCAGAAGAUAUUUGAAGAUGCUAAACUGAUGCAGUUCCUUGAAGAGGCCAAGUAUGAUGUUGUUCUGACAGACCCCUGCUUCGGUGGAGGGAUUCUUCUGGCUCAUCGGUUGGGUCUGCCUCUGGUCCUCAAUGUACGGUGGACAAUCAUGGAAGAUGGACACAGCACAGUUGCCCCCUCACCACUCUCAUAUGUUCCCAUACCAGGCAGUGAACUGACUGAUAAGAUGACUUUUUGGCAAAGGGUGACAAAUGUUUUGUUUGCAUUAGCAGUACUUAAUAACCGGGUGACAAUAAAAGAGCAUCACUACACACCAUUUGUCCACCGUCACUUUGGUCCUGAUGUCCACUAUGAUGAUCUCGUUCAGGCAGCAGAUAUUUGGCUGAUGAGAACAGACUUUACCUUUGAGUUCCCUCGUCCCACUAUGCCCAAUGUUAUCUACAUGGGCGGGUUUCAGUGUAAACCCUCCAAGCCUCUUCCUCAACAUUUGGAGGACUUUGUCCAGAGCUCUGCAGAACAUGGAGUUGUUAUUAUGAGCCUGGGGACUUUGGUGGGGAAUCUCCCUGAGGAUAUAGCAGAACAUGUGGCUUCUGCUUUUGCCCAGUUGCCACAGAGAGUCAUCUGGAGGCACACUGGGAAGAGACCAUCCACUCUGGGCAACAACACCUUGCUGCUGGACUGGCUGCCCCAAAAUGAUCUCCUAGGACAUCCAAAGACCAGAGUGUUUGUGGCCCACGGAGGCACCAAUGGACUUCAAGAGGCCAUCUACCAUGGAGUUCCCAUUGUUGGUCUUCCUCUGAUGUUUGACCAGGAUGAUAACCUGUUCAGGAUGAGAGCGAGGGGUGUUGCCAAAGUUCUGGGCAUUGGCACAUUGAACAAAGACAACUUCCUGGAGUCACUAAAGGCAGUGCUUUAUGAGCCAUCCUACAGAGAGAACAUGCAAAAGCUCUCCAGGCUGCACAGAGACCAGCCCAUGAAGCCUCUGGACCGAGCCAUGUUCUGGAUCGAGUUUGUCAUGAGACAUAAGGGAGCUGCACACUUAAAGACCGACUCCUACAAGAUGUCCUGGAUUCAGUACCACUCCAUUGAUGUCAUCGCACUGCUGCUUGUACUGGUCAUAGUGAUGACACUCAUCUGUAUUUUAACAGUGAAAUGUUUGUGGCGUAAAGUGUUUGGUGGGAGAAAAGAAAAAAAUGAGUAAUAUCAGAGUCUACUUUAUUAAAGCCUGGCUCAUCAUUGGACAACUGAGUAGAGUAUUUCUCCAACACCAGCACGAAAGGAAACAACAGGAGAUGUAGAGAAGACAGAAUGAAGAAAAUGGCAAAAUCCCAAAAAAACAAACAAAAUUACAUGUAUAAAUUUUUGUACUAAUCUGUAAUGAACAAUUGAGUUUUGAUGAUGAUGAUACAAAGAAAUAAAUGUCUGUCUCCGAAGAGCGGAAAA
Messenger RNA from Lates calcarifer (barramundi perch), 2464 nucleotides. Its product is annotated as UDP-glucuronosyltransferase 2A3. The coding region runs from base 639 to 2222 and encodes 527 amino acids. Lineage: Eukaryota; Metazoa; Chordata; Actinopteri; Centropomidae. The record is from RefSeq and is a predicted model, not a curated record. The transcript has 2 exons. Gene Ontology annotation, molecular function: UDP-glycosyltransferase activity.